AGCCUCCCCACGUCAGCCCCCACUCCCAUACUUCCUGGGAGCUCUUGGGCAGGAAAUGCGCCACCCCAAGUCCUGCUCUGACAGCUUAGGGGGACCACAGGUGCAAAGGAAACCACCUUCCCCUCCCUCAUCCUCCUCUGCACCCCAAUGUCUUUCAGGCGCCUUCUCAUCAUGCCAGCUCUGACCCCUUUUCUACGCAUUCUCCCAUCUAAGGCCCAGGGAUCCCCAACCUGGACCCCUGCCUACUCUCUUGUCUCCACUGGGCCCCCAGAUUCUCAGUUUCUCAUCACUGGGGUAGGAACAGGGACAGGGUGGGGCAGGAUGCAAGGGUGGGUGGGUGGAGCUAAGGCCCACUUCCUUUCCCCUUGGGGCGCAGGCUGCUCCAGUUGAGCAGAAGCCUCUGGAGGUACUGAGCAGGAGUGGCUGGCCCAGCCCUGCCUUACCAAUUGAGCUGGUCCUCACUCCUGCUUCUACCGGCCACCUUGGAAAUGGCUCUGCUCUUCCUCCUCUUCUGGGCCUCCGUGCUGAGCCUGCAGACUCCAGUAACUUUGUCCAGACCUGCUCCAGGAGAGCCUCCUUCUUUCGACUCAGAUGAUUCUAAGAACCAGGGUCUCUCAGUCAACUCCACUGGACCACCGGCAGGAGACCCUAAGGAUGCUAACAGCACCGGGAGCCAGAUCUCAGCUGCACCCCCCUUGAUGCCUUCUGGAACCAGUGAGCUGCUUCUUCCAGUGAUUUCCAUCGGUGCCGCACCUGAGUCAACAACCACCCAGGAGCCUUUGCCUUCGCUUCUCCCAGAAACCUCUAAUGCAACCAGCAGCCAUGAUGUCCCCAUAGCAGAGAAUACACUGGAAUACACUGCUGUGACAGGUGGAAUGAUGACGUCUAAUUUUCAGGAAACUUCCCAUGGUACCAGUGAACCCUCCGUCACCACAGCAACAAACUUUCUGGAGCCUUCUAAUGAGACUAGUGGAUUCCCUGUUACCGUGGCAACCAGAUCUUUGGAACCUUCCAAUAAGAUGGAUGGACCCCCUGUUACCGUGGCAACCAGGUCUCUGAAGCCCUCCAAUGAGACCUCUGUUACCAUGGUAACCAGAUCUCUGGAGCCCUCCAGUGGACCCUCUGUUACCAUGGCAACCGGAGCUCUGGAGCCCUCCAGUGAGACCAGUGGACUCUCUGUCACUAUAGCAACUAGCUCUCUUAAGGUCCCUACUGUGGCCAGCCACACCCCAGUCUCUAACAGGGGAUUAUCUGUGGCGACUACUCCAAAGCCGCAGUCAGACACAAGCUUGAGUCCCCCCCUCACUGCAGGCCAGAGGUCCCAUGGUAGGUUGCUGGUGCCUGUGCUUGUGGCGCUGCUGGUGGUUCUAGUCCUCCUGGCCCUGCUUCUGCUGUGGCGCCAGAGGCAGAAGAAGAGGACUGGGGUCCUGACGCUAAACAGAGGUGGAAAGCGCAAUGGGGUGGUGGAUGCUUGGGCUGGGCCAGCCCAGGUCCCUGAUGAGGAGGCCAUGACAGCUAUAGUGGGAGAGUCUAGGGCUGACAAAGGCUCUGGGGUCCCUGAGACAGAAGGGUCUGGCCAGAGGCUUCCCCUCACCACUUUCUUUGGCAGACGCAAGUCUCACCAGGGAUCCUUAGCCCUGGAGGAGCUAAAGCCUGGGUCAGGCCCCAGCCUGAAAGGAGAGGAAGAGCCACUGGUGGGCAGCGAGGAUGAGUCUGUAGAAGCCCCCACUUCCAGUGGGCCAGAAGUAGGGGAUGGAGCUGAUUGUAAAUAAUGGAGGCGUUUGAAGCCUGGUGCUGGUAGCUCAUGCCUAUAAUCCUAGCUACU
Molecule: messenger RNA, 1825 nt
Organism: Perognathus longimembris pacificus (Pacific pocket mouse)
Lineage: Eukaryota; Metazoa; Chordata; Mammalia; Rodentia; Heteromyidae
Gene: Spn
Product: sialophorin
Exons: 2
Coding region: 489-1772 (427 amino acids)
Biological process (GO): regulation of T cell activation; defense response to bacterium; regulation of immune response
Cellular component (GO): external side of plasma membrane
Molecular function (GO): transmembrane signaling receptor activity; heat shock protein binding
Source: RefSeq, a predicted model, not a curated record